Molecule: messenger RNA, 888 nt
Organism: Plutella xylostella (diamondback moth)
Lineage: Eukaryota; Metazoa; Arthropoda; Insecta; Lepidoptera; Plutellidae
Biological process (GO): regulation of transcription by RNA polymerase II
Cellular component (GO): transcription regulator complex; nucleus
Molecular function (GO): DNA binding
Source: RefSeq, a predicted model, not a curated record
UGCGGAUAGCUAGUGGCAACAGUUUUUAUGUUUUCAUAACAAAAAAUUACAUUUAAAAUUCACAAAAUGUGUAGCAAGGAUUUCAAUUAUGACGUCAUCGAACUAAUCGACGCUAUAAGAGAAAGACCGUGUCUUUGGGAUAAAAGUAUAGAAAACUACAAAGAUAAAGUGGAGAGACGUUUGUCUUGGGAAGAGAUAUUUUCGAUUUUAGAAGAAAAAUAUGACGAGAUGUCGUUGGAGGACAAGCGCUUUGUUGAGGAAAGGAUCCAAAAUAAAUGGGUCAACAUCCGUGACACUUUCAUCAAGACACUGAAGACAAGAAAUCGCCAGAAGAAAAAAUACCUCUUACACAACGAACUAUCAUUCCUCCUCAAAAACUACAAGCCAGCAAACGAUAUCAACAUUACUUACUCCGAUGAUAUAUCCGUCUCUUUCGUGAAAAAGGAAGUGGAGAGACAGCCCAGCACCAGUAAAAGUGCAAAGAGAGCCCGCAGUCUCCGGAAUAAUGACGUAGAAUACGAAUCCAGGGAAUCUAAUGAUGCGACAAGCGUGGAUUUCGUUCCUUGCGACAACUCUAGUGACUACAAAAUGUACACGUCGAAAGAUCCAGAGUCCCGAUUGAUGAAUGAAGACGAGGCAUUCUUUGCCUCCCUCCUGCCAACUGUGGUGCAGUAUAGUGUGGAAGAAAGACUCCAGUUCCGGAUGGACGUGUUAGCUGUGAUGAAGAAGAUUAAUGACCAGCGGAACUGUCAAGGGAUAAUGUAAUGGCACCUGUGGGCCAGCACUUCAGCUGCCGAACCUCGAAACAAAAUUAAAUGUAAUUUAAAUUCUAUAGCUGUCAUGCUUGACAAGCUCUUGAUUUCAGUGCAACUUUAAUGUUGACUUAAC